UCAAAAUGCUGUGAGUUGCUGCGUAACCAGGGCCACUGACGAAGUAGCAGUGAAGGAGUUUGGCACUCUGAACAAGGAACUAAGAGGCACUAACGCUAUUAAAAAGAUGUGUGAUAGAAACAGUGGCAGAAGACUUCGCCAGUGGCUGAUAGAGCAAAUCAAUAGUGGAUUUUAUCCUGGACUUGUGUGGGAGGAUGAUGCAAAGUGCCUUUUCCGCAUUCCAUGGAAGCAUGCUGGGAAACAGGAUUACAACCAAGAAGUGGAUGCAUCUAUUUUUAAAGCAUGGGCAGUUUUUAAAGGGAAAUUUAAAGAGGGCGACAAAGCAGAACCUGCUACUUGGAAAACACGCCUUCGCUGUGCCUUGAAUAAGAGUCCUGAUUUUGAAGAGGUGACUGAUAGAUCCCAGCUUGAUAUUUCUGAACCCUAUAAGGUGUACAGGAUAGUACCCGAGGAGGAACAGAAAUGUAAGAUACUGGGAAGCAACUUAAGUGAGGGGAUAGAAAUGGAUUGCAGCUCUUCAGAAAUUGAGCCAUCCACUGAUGAUUAUCUGACAAUUAUAAAACGGAGCCCUUCACCCGCAAAAGACACCUGCCAUAAACAGUCACUACAGGAUUGGGCAGUCUAUCCUCACAAUUCAGCAGUGACAGUGAUGGACGGAUAUCCCAUCUAUGAGUCAGUUAGUCAUGCUUUCUCACAGAUGCUUAUUCAAUUUUACUAUAGUGGUAAGUUAGUGGAUCACGUAACAACUACACGUAUGGAUGGAUGCCGCAUAUCUGUAGCCCAACAUCUUACUGGAGGAGAAAACUUUGAGAACAUUCGCUUCCCAACUGCUGAAUUCAUCACAAGUGAACGUCAAAGGCAAAUCACUAAGAAGCUGUUUGGCCAUCUGGAGAAAGGCGUCCUCUUGUUCAGUAACAAGCAAGGCAUUUACAUAAAGAGGCUGUGUCAAGGGCGUGUGUUUUGGAGUGGGAACUGCAUGCAAUAUAAAGAUAGACCUACAAAGCUUGAGAGGGAUGAGAUGGUCAAGAUAUUUGAUACAAAUCAAUAUAUAAGAGAGCUGCAGCUUUGUUACAGCAACCAAGGACGCAUUCCAGAAAGCAAGGUCACACUUUGCUUUGGAGAGGAGUUUCCAGACGCCACUCCUGUGCAUCUCAAAUUAAUCAUUGUUCAGAUUGAGCAGCUUGGUUUGAGACAACUAACUGACGACGCUGCAAAGAGUUAUGGCCCCACAAGUCUGCAUUUGCUACAAGACCCUCAUAUGGAUCAAGUCCCACGCAUUCUCCCAGAUGUUUGUACAACACAUCAGAGAUCUUUUUAUCGAGAAAACCAACAGAUCACUGCCUAAAUCACCAAAUUAUUAUUAUUACUAGUUUUUUAACAGUUAAGGUUUUCUCUCUACACCUGCCUUAUAUGCCAUGGGUUCAACAUCAGCUGUGAAUACAUGAACAGUGGAAAGAUAAGUAGACUACCCUCUUUGGGCUUGUAAUGGAACUCUUCACCAUAAAGAAAGCCUUCUCUCAAUAUGUACAGCACUAGGUGAUUCCCAGAAGAUAUUACCUACUUGAAUCCAUGGGACUGAUUAGAAUUCCAAAAAAGAACGUAUGUGAUGUAGGUCCAACUAGCCCUUUCUGUGAAUGUAAGGUUUACAAAACUCUUUGUAUCUAAGUAAGCUGUAUGUGGUACUCUGAUUGGAUAUGUUCUUGUAAUACAGGUAUAGGAUCCGUUAUCCGGAAACCGUUAUCCAGAAAGUUCUGAAUUAUGGGAAGGCCAUCUACCAUAGACUCCAUUAUACGCAAAUAAUUAUAUUUUGUGAAAAUGAUUUUCUUGUACUUGAUGGUAACUAAGCUGCAUGAAUCCAUAUUGGUGGUCAAACAAUCCUAUCGGGUUUUAUUCAUGUUUAAAUGAUUUUUAGCAGACUUGAGGUCUGGUGAUCCAAAUUAGGGAAAGAUCCCUUAUUUGGAAAAGCCCAGGUCCUAGACCUUAUGGAUAUCGGAUUCUAUACCUGUACAUAUAUAUUUAGCUAUGGCUUUAAACCUCUUUGUGUUAUUUUUAGGUUAAAAAUAGAAAUGUAAGGGGCUAACUGGAUUUGUCUGGUUUAUUAUAUGAACAUGCAUUUAUGCUACAAUUUACUGUUAAAAAGCAAGUGUUAAGAGCUAGCUUGACACUUCCUUUGGGUUAUUGUGGGCCAUCUGCAGCAAUAAUUGCCUGUCUCUCUCUGUUUUUCCAGUUCUUAUCAAUCUGCCUGCUCCUCCUUUGAUACUCCUUGGGGUUUACGUGUCAAAAAGCAGUGAAAAUGUGUCCUGGUCCAUUAAUUUACACCCAACAAUCAGAACUCAGCUUUCAUUGUCUUAAUGCCAAUAGAACAAGGGUGCCCAAAAUAUUAAUCAUGAUUUGAGUUUUGUUAUUUUAAAUUCUGUGUAAGAUAUUGCCUAUGAAGGUUGGAAAUAACUGGUAUAAUAAUUUAUUUAAAUAUUUCUUCAUCUUACUGGGCCUUUAAAUCCUCUUCCUCAAGUCUAGCUGUUCUGUUGUGCACUUGCUAAAUAUUUCCCAACCCGCAGUUUAUAAAAAUGCUGACCAUUAAGAAAUUCAUAAACAUGCUUACAGGCGUUCUUGCUAAUAUUAUCUUGCUUGCAUGUUGUAAUGUGAAAGAGAGUACUCGCAAGCAGAUACCACUUGUUAGUUUGGGUAGGCUGCCCAUGGGUGUAUAUUCACAUGCAUCGUGUUUGUGCCAGCCUGCUGUGGAAUUCUGGGAGUAGAUUUAUAGUUGUAGCUAUCAUAAUAACAUUAUCCUGCAAACUAAAAAAUCUGCACACAUAAACGCAAGCACAGAAGCUGACAUCUAAGCACAAAGAUUAACACCUUUACACACCAGCACUUCUAUAGAGCCAAACACUCACAGAUCCACACUUUCACACCCCUGCACACUCACACAUUCACAGCCCAGCACACACACAUUCACACAUUUACAGCCCAGCACACUCAGAUCUUACACCUGCUUUGUGGGUAAGGGAGCACAGGACUCUUUGAGCAGUAGCUAUCGGGCAGGUAGUACUGUUGCCCAGUGAUAUCAGUUACCCACUGGCUUGCCUUCUCGCUUGCUUUGCUCAUUCACACUUGAACAGAGGAGGUCAAAGCACCAAUUUUAAAUGCACUCGUAAUUUUAAUUGAGGAGGCUUUGUUAUAAUCUGCUAAGAGCAUUGAGAACUAUUUGAAUUACCGUGUAUUGUUUCUUGUCCAAACCAAGAAAACCCAACAUUAUAUGGAAAGUAUUUAGUUUUAACACUGCAGAUUUACUAUGUCCUCCUUCUGUGUAUAUAUUAGGUCUUAGUAUCAGUGAUUUUUUUUUGUCAUUUACUUUAUAUACCUGAUAACUCUGCUCCACCCAAAAGCCAAGUGAAUUUGGUGCACUGUAAAUGAUUUUUUGUUUUUUAUAACAAAUAUUUUUUUAAUAAAUAUUUUGGAGACUGCGAUUCACUUUUGCAUUUUGAUCCCAGGGAAAGCACCCGAUUAUUUUCUAACAUGAAAUUAUUUAUUUUGUAAUUUUAAAUUGUUUAUACAAAUAAAAGCUCUUUAUUUUGUA
Molecule: messenger RNA, 3580 nt
Organism: Xenopus tropicalis (tropical clawed frog)
Lineage: Eukaryota; Metazoa; Chordata; Amphibia; Anura; Pipidae
Gene: irf8
Product: interferon regulatory factor 8
Exons: 9
Coding region: 107-1345 (412 amino acids)
Biological process (GO): DNA-templated transcription; regulation of DNA-templated transcription; positive regulation of transcription by RNA polymerase II
Cellular component (GO): nucleus
Molecular function (GO): DNA-binding transcription factor activity; transcription cis-regulatory region binding; DNA binding
Source: RefSeq, a predicted model, not a curated record